UGUAGACUAUAGUAAAAGCUUACUGAACUGAAAAUGGCCAACUUUAUCAGCAGAAGCUUGAUCCUGGCUUCCUUGAUGGGGCUGCUGCUGUUGUACCUGUCUGGCACAUCUGAAGCACAAAACAACCAAGAUUGCUGCCUCUCUUACUCCACAGUACGGCUGCCUCGAGGAGUCAUAAAAGGCUAUACAGAACAGCUAUCCAGCGAAGUCUGUGACAUCAGUGCUAUCGUUUUUCACACAAAGAAUGGAAUGAAAGCUUGUGCAAAUCCAGAAGACCGCUGGGUGAAGAAGCAUCUUCUUUGGCUGAGCCAUAAACUGAAGAAGAUGUCACUGUAAUGUGGGUUUAGAAAUGGAACUAGAAACAGAGGCGGCUGCAGAACCUAAACUAGGUUGGAAUCUUCUCUUUGUACACGAUGUGUGCUUACUGACCAUUAUUCCUGGCUUCUUUGGAACCAUUGAACUACUGAAGUUGAUUCAUAUUGCAUCAUUUAUUUGCUUGACUUAAGCAUUUUGUUAAAGUUGCUUUUCUCUUUUCUAAUAUACAAUAUUUGGUUACUGUAUAAAGAAGAAAACUGUUUUAAACUAUUAUACAAAAUAUGCACCCUAUUGGGUUUAGAGCAUUUGGAUGUCAUUUGUGCUAUUUAGCAUAAGUAAAAUAGAUAAUUUAUUAUAUUUAUUGUUACAUCAUAAGCAUUUUUUGUGCCAAAAGCUGUUCCCUUUUAAUUCUAAGUAAUGUGAUCAAGAACAAAUGGAUUAAAUAUUUUUAGACUGCUGUAAAAACAUGUGCUUGAU
Molecule: messenger RNA, 792 nt
Organism: Chelonoidis abingdonii (Abingdon island giant tortoise)
Lineage: Eukaryota; Metazoa; Chordata; Testudines; Testudinidae
Product: C-C motif chemokine 20-like
Biological process (GO): immune response
Cellular component (GO): extracellular region
Molecular function (GO): chemokine activity
Source: RefSeq, a predicted model, not a curated record